UGCACACAUCGGAGGGUAAACAGCUCGUCAACUCAUGGACGCAGUUCCACCAUAUACAGUGAGCUGGACAGUGAAGGCAACAGCCACACAUUUGCCAAUUCUGGAGGUGUGAAGAGGAACCAUUAUGGCAGGCGACAUGUUGUUGCUGAUAAGGGGUCUAGCCAAGCUGAGCCAGGCCGUGGUCGAGACCCAGGCCAGCUCUCUGCGUGUCAGUGGAGGGGUGGCCUACAACAUGCAAAUGACGGCUGAACAGGGCAUGAGCAUAGCCACGCAGAAGAUCCAGGAGUUCACAGGUGGCCAGCAGAGCAUCUCUGAUUUCAGCACAGACAUGGAUUCCAAGUAUGACUUCACUACUUCAGAGGAGAACUUUGAAGGUGCAGAACAUGGAGGUUUGGACAGUGAUUCAGUUUUCAGGGACUCUAGCACAGGUGCUGCAAAGAGAUACAGCCAGGCUCCAGGAAAGUCCCAGCUGUUUGAAGGGUACAAGGACCCUACCAGCCAGUUCACUGGACAAACACGCUCGUAUCACCAGGAUCACUCUUCUGUAGGAGGCAUCACAGCUGAGGACAUUGAAAAGGCCAGGGAGGCAAAGCGAAACAGCUCCAAACCACAUAAACAAAUGCUUAGUGAAAGCGCAAGAGAGCGGAAGGUACCGGUUACGCGAUUGGGGAGACUAGCAAAUUUUGGAGGGCUUGCUGUGGGUUUGGGUAUUGGAGCUUUGGCAGAGGUGGCAAAGAAAAGCCUCAGAUCAGAGGACAAAAAUGGUGAUAAGAAGGCUGUUCUUGACAAUAGCCCCUUUCUGUCAGAGGCCAACGCAGAGCGUAUCGUCAGGACGCUGUGUAAAGUGCGCGGGGCAGCACUCAAACUCGGCCAGAUGCUCAGUAUCCAGGAUGAUGCGUUCAUCAAUCCACAACUGGCCAAGAUCUUCGAGCGUGUUCGUCAGAGUGCAGACUUCAUGCCAAUCAAACAGAUGAUGAAAGCCCUGAACAAUGACCUGGGCCCAAACUGGAGGGAUAAAGUUGUUAUGUUUGAGGAAAGACCCUUUGCUGCUGCCUCCAUUGGACAGGUCCAUCUGGCCAAGAUGAAAGACGGUCGAGAAGUUGCCAUGAAAAUCCAGUAUCCUGGAGUGGCCCAGAGCAUCAACAGUGAUGUGAAUAACCUGAUGACGGUCCUGAGCAUGAGCAACGCCCUUCCUGAAGGUCUGUUCCCAGAGCAUUUGAUAGAUGUGAUGCGACGCGAGCUGGCGCUGGAGUGUGAUUACAUAAGGGAGGCCAAGUGUGCUCGGAAAUUCAAGGAACUUUUGAAAGAUCAGCCCUUCUUCUACGUGCCAGAUGUAAUCGGCGAACUCAGCAGCCAGCACGUCCUCACCACCGAGCUGGUACCUGGAUUUCCCUUGGAUCAGGCUGAGGGGCUAUCACAAGAACUCAAAAAUGAGAUCUGCGAGAACAUCUUGAUGCUGUGUCUGAGAGAGCUGUUUGAGUUCAGAUUCAUGCAGACUGACCCCAACUGGUCCAAUUUCUUUUAUGAUCCACAAACUCACAGGGUUGCUCUGCUGGACUUUGGUGCAACAAGAGGGUUUGAUGAAAGUUUCACAGAUGUCUAUAUCGAGGUCAUCAAGGCAGCAGUAGAUGGUGAUAGAGAAGGAGUGCUAAAGAAAUCCAUAGACAUGAAGUUCUUGACAGGUUAUGAGACUAAGGCCAUGGUGAAUGCCCAUGUGGAUGCAGUAAUGAUCCUGGGUGAGGCCUUUGCUUCCGAGGUGCCCUUUGACUUCGGAGCGCAAAGCACCACAGAGCGCAUCCACAACCUCAUCCCUGUCAUGCUAAAACAGCGACUCAUCCCUCCACCUGAGGAAACCUAUUCGCUGCACCGAAAAAUGGGCGGAUCCUUCCUCAUCUGCUCCCGCCUAAAUGCUAAGCUAUGCUGCAAGAACAUGUUCAACGUGGCUUAUAGCAAUUACUGGAGUAAUCGCCUGAAAGGAUCAAGCCAGUGAUGGACAGUAUUCCCAGCAAAUCAUAGCUCAGAAUGUCAUGGCUUCGCAAGGAAAGAAACUUGGAUAAGCACAAUGCUUUGGCUAAUUACUCGAAUUUAAACAGAUGGCACUUAUGUCCUGACUGACUGUACCCUACCAUUCAUACUGUACACUUUUGUUUGGUUUUUGUUUUUCCUUUGAGUGUGUUUAUGGGAAAUAAUAUCCAUGAUUAUUCAUGGUCGUGUUGUGCUAUUCACACCGAAAUAUCUAUGUGCCUAUGGAAUCCUUUAACCAAGAUAAGUUGGUUAAUCAUCAGGCAUGGGGAUUGUAAAUGCAACAAUUGGCUUUUGAAAGCUGACCAUUUCAUUACCAUGUCAACAAUUUUUCUGGGUUGCUGGAUUACUUUUGUCCUAAGAGGACUGUCUCCGUAAAUCAGCAUAUUAACUUUGCUUAUAUUGUUUGAUUGUUUUUUUUCUUUUCUUUUCUGGUUUGUCACUUGUGAACUUAGCGCACAAAAUACAGGCACUUGAGAGACCGAAGUACGAUGAAGGGAAGUUUCUGAAACACAAAGGUGAUUCAUAGCUGUAUCUUCCCUCUUUCUGAGAUCAGAGAUUAGUGCAGGUUUGUUCAAGGAACACACAGAUGCACCUGCUACAGUCACAUAAACUAGUACCUAUGUAGAUAAGUUUGUUUUUUUGUGUUCAGACAUAUACACUGCUGGGCUUUCUUGUUUUAGCCCCUAUAACACAGUAGGUUGUAAUGCAUUUUAAAAAGCCAGGAUAUAAUUAAUUGUAGGAUAUGAUAUCACUUCUCUGAUGUGUGAAAUUUAUAUGAAUUUAAAUGUGCCUAAAGAAAUCAGGGUGAGAACUGCAAGAAAGCAUUGUUCAGUCUCAUAAUGGCUCAUAUCAUAGCUUUGGUGGAGAUGGCUUUUUUCUAAUGUUUAUGCUAUUGGCAUUCUUACUAAACAUUGUGAUAAAAUUGUGAUACAUGUGGAAAAAUAUUAAAUUUUUGAAUCAAGA
Molecule: messenger RNA, 2988 nt
Organism: Xyrauchen texanus (razorback sucker)
Lineage: Eukaryota; Metazoa; Chordata; Actinopteri; Cypriniformes; Catostomidae
Gene: coq8aa
Product: coenzyme Q8A, genome duplicate a
Exons: 15
Coding region: 125-1990 (621 amino acids)
Biological process (GO): ubiquinone biosynthetic process
Cellular component (GO): extrinsic component of mitochondrial inner membrane
Molecular function (GO): kinase activity
Source: RefSeq, a predicted model, not a curated record